Messenger RNA from Sitodiplosis mosellana (orange wheat blossom midge), 1505 nucleotides. Its product is annotated as zinc finger protein 2-like. Lineage: Eukaryota; Metazoa; Arthropoda; Insecta; Diptera; Cecidomyiidae. The transcript is spliced from 3 exons. Gene Ontology annotation, biological process: regulation of transcription by RNA polymerase II. The annotation marks the transcript as partial. The record is from RefSeq and is a predicted model, not a curated record. Gene Ontology annotation, molecular function: DNA-binding transcription factor activity; RNA polymerase II cis-regulatory region sequence-specific DNA binding.
AUGGACAAUGAAAAGAAACAAUCGACUUUCUUUGGAGUGAAGAAAGAAUGCAGCUCUGAUGAACCACUGAAAUCGAAUGGUCGGAUGGCGUCUUUGACUCCGAACAACAUUCAAUCGGCUGAUGUAUUCGAGAUCAAACGGGAAAGCGACAUCAAACAGGAGCCAGUGUCUGUUGGUGGAUUGGUUGACGUUUCGGUAUCGACUCAUUGCAGUGCGGUACAUGUUCCUGGUUUCAAUGAACGUGACGCUGGAUACGAUUUUGAUCACUUGAGCUGUGACGAGGCUAAGGCCGAGGUGAAGAACGAGUGUGACAAAAAGAAAGAAGAGAAGGCGAAGACAAGUGCUGACAACGGGGAGGAAGCGAUGGAUGACCAAAAGGACCAGUCACCUUCACAGAACGAAGAAGAUUUGUACACGGUAGCAAAUGGAACUGAGGCAGACAAUACACAGCAACGAGGCGGUAGUGCUUCUGGAAGUACAUCAAAGCCACACAAGUGUGAGUUUUGCGAAUAUUCCGCUCAAUAUAAGUGCCUUUUGAAUCAGCACUUGUUGAAACACACCGGCGAGAAGCCACACGGAUGCACCUUUUACUCGAAACGUUUCGCAAACAAACGAAGUCUUCGUGCUUAUAUGAAAGUGCACGUCGAAGAGCGAGCUACUGAAGCAGGAUUGAACCCAAGCCAUCGUUCUAAAUCACCAUUCGAAUCGACUGGAUCAGAAUUAGAAGUGGUCGAAGCUGACAAUCAGUUGGAAAAUCCAAUUGAGGUUAAAGAGGAGCCUCGCAUCAAGGAAGAACCACAAUCAGUCGGUGAAUUGGUCGAUGUUCCAGUUCCUGUUCCGACAAGGAAUAACCGUGUCGUUGUACCUUUAUCUGGUUUCGACCAAUCGAACGGCAAAUAUGACUUUGACAGUCUUGAUUGGGACGAUGCCAAAAUCGAGGUGAAAGAAGAAACCGAAGUAAAGAAGAAAAAGGAAUCGAAGACGAACGAUGAAUUAGGCGGUGAUGCGAUGGCAAAUCAACGUGAUCUUCAGCGGCCAUCACGACCAGAUGAAAACGUUUCCACGCAGCCAGGAAGUGGCCACGGUGCGAAGAACAAGAAAUCGUGUGACAAAGUUAGUGUUCCCAAAACUGUAUUGAAGAAGCAGAAAUGCAACGUUUGUGAAUAUUCGACCGAUAAUAAAGGUCAUUUGAAUCAGCCCUUGUUGAAACACACUGGUGAGAAGCCACACGGAUGUACCCUUUGCCCGAAACGUUUCACAACCAAACAAAAUCUUCGUAGUCACAUGAAAGCUCACGUCGAAGAGUUUCUGUUCCAUUGCUCGGAUUGCUUGCAAGGAUUCGAUGGAAAGGAGGAGAAGACGGAACACGAAUCGAACUGCAAAAUUCGUCGCUACGAAUGUCAUUUGUGCAAGGAAUCGUUUGGUUCACUUAAGGCAAAUAUGGUGAAUCACAUGCGCGUACACAGUGGUGACAAACCGUUCGAAUGUGAAGAAUGUUCGAAGAA